Chelmon rostratus (copperband butterflyfish) is the source of this 15186-nucleotide messenger RNA. It is a transcript of the gene hydin, whose product is annotated as HYDIN axonemal central pair apparatus protein. Gene Ontology annotation, cellular component: axoneme. Bases 1 to 15186 code for a protein of 5061 amino acids. NCBI's taxonomy places the organism in Eukaryota, Metazoa, Chordata, Actinopteri, Chaetodontiformes, Chaetodontidae. Gene Ontology annotation, biological process: axonemal central apparatus assembly; cilium movement. The record is from RefSeq and is a predicted model, not a curated record. The transcript is spliced from 95 exons.
AUGACAGCCUUUCAGCCCCCCUCAAGAACAAAGACGCCGUUAAAGAAUUAUAAAGUUGUUCUAAAGGAGGACAAGCCAAGACGGGUGACUCCAUCAGUUUACACCCUGGAGAUGUUACAGUCCACAGAGGAGCACCUGGCAAACACCAACGAGGUGCACCCGCCUCGCAUCCUGGAACUGCUUGACAUGAGCAAGACUACGCAUCACAAUUUGUCCUUGGUGGAUAUGGAUCAGCCGCUUUUCCAGCCCUACCCAUCUGAGCUGGUCUUCCAGAACUUCACUCCUGCACAGACCUAUAAGUUACAGCUACAUCUCUUCAACAAAGACAAGGUUUCACGACAAGUGAGGCUGGAGCUGCAGGACUCAGAAUAUUUCCAUGUGGUCGGUCCAAAGGAGACAGGUAGCAAGGUUGUACCAGGGAUGUCUGCUACUUUCGUAGUCUCCUUCACCCCACAGGACAACAAGGACUACCACCACAGACUGGUUUUUGUGACAGAGAGAGAGCGGUUUGAGGUUCCAGUCCGUGCCAUUGGACCACGUGCCAUUCUUGACUUUCCCGACGAGUUCCAUUUACCUGUCUGUCCUGUGAAAGCCUCCACAGAGAAGACUCGCCUAGUCCGCAACAUAGGAAAUAGCAAGGCUAAGUUCACGCUACACACACAAAGGCCUUUCUCAGUGACGCCCUCCUCUGGUACUCUUGAUGUUGGUGAGAGCAUGCAGGUUACUGUGAAUAUCAACCCAAUGACUGUAGGAGACCACAGCCACGACUUGAUUCUGCACUACCACACUGGUGAAGACGUGUACAUCAGCUUGUAUGGGGCUUGCAAGGAACUGAACGUCCAGCUUAAGUCUGAGUCUGUCCUGCUGAAGAAAACAUACAUUUCCCUGUCCACCGUACACACAGUGUCCCUCACCAACAGAAGUGAUAUCCCUCUUCAGUACUGUUGGACAACAUGGUCCAGCCUGCAAGAGGAGGCCCUGAGCUUAUUGAGGGAGAGCUCACUGCUCCAGCAGAAGGAGGCGGGGGAGAGGGAAGGGUUGCUUUUUCAGUGUGAGGCCGACCCGACAGCGAUCCAUCGCCUGCCGCUGCUGUCCAGAGCUGUGCAGGAACGCAGAAGCCAGGCUGUGCAGGACCACCGCCUGGCUCUCUCACAGAGCUGCAUAACUGUGGAACCAGCGGAGGGUGAAAUAUGGCCCAACCUUACAGCACAGUUUGUCAUUGUCUUCAAGCCUGAAGAGGCCAAACUGUACCAACAAACCAUAUACUGCGAUGUCACAGGCCGUGAAACUCGGUUACCUCUGACAAUAAAGGGUGAGGGCAUUGGACCUAAACUCCAGCUCAACUAUAAUCUGAUGAACAUGAAAAAUGUGUUCAUGGGUGACAAAGAUUGCUAUGAGGUGCAGCUGUCCAACAGAGGACUGAUUGAUGCCCCUUUCAGGAUGUCAAGCCCCGACACCACUUUUGGCCGCUGUUUCUCUCUAAAUCCUGAGGAAGGUGUUGUUCCCUCUGGGGCCUGCCAGAUUGUAGAAGUCACCUUCCACAGUCACAUCUUGGGAACUUUCUCUGAGGACUUGCUGCUAACUGUCACAGGACAGCCUGAACCACUUACCUUGACCUUCAGGGGUUGUGUCAUUGGUCCCACAUUUCACUUUAAUGUUUCAGAGAUCAAUUUUGGAGAUGUAGGCUUCGGUUUCCCAAGAACACUGAUUUGUUCCCUCUUCAACACCUCCUAUGUGCCUAUGACCUUUGCCCUGCGUGUCCUGGGUGACGGAUUUGGUUCUCCCAGUGUAACUUGGGACAAACAGUUGUCUGACAUGUCCAGGAAUGAUUGGCAAGUCAGUGAUGCAACAAGAGACAUUCAUGCACAGCCUGUUGAGUUCACCAUUAGUCCUGCUGCGGGCUCUGUGCCUUCCCUGUCAGAUGUCCCCAUUAAGGUGACGCUGUGUGCCAACACAGUGAAGAGCUACAGGUUGUUGCUGGCGGUGGAUGUAGAGGGUGUUGGGGAUGAGAUUGUGACUCUGCCUAUCUUUGCCAGGUGUGUUGUUCCUGAUAUUGUGGUGGAGACUCCAGUGUUGGACUUUCAAAGGUGUUUCCUCAAUCAUCCUUAUGAACAGAAAGUGCGACUAAUCAACACCAGCACUCUGCCAGCCUGCUACGCCGUGCUUGAUCAGGAAUAUGAGGAAAGCCCAUCAUUAAGUUGUGGCAGUUCUAUACCCAGAGGAGUGAUUCUUCCUCACAGUUCAGAGGAGAUUCCUGUGUUUCUGUUGGCCAAGGCCAUUGGAAGGCUACAUCACACUCUACGCAUUGCUGUGUUCGGCAGCAUCCUGCCACCCUUGGAGGUGGUCUUUUUAUGUACUGGGCAGGGACCAAUAGUCCAUGUUCAGAGCCCGCAGCUGGACUUCGGCAGAAUCCAGGUCCUGACAGACAGUACUCGAGUCCUGUACCUGUCAAACCAUUCACCUAUUCCAGCUCACUUUACCGCUCGCAUGCAGUGCCGUAGAAGGUCCUCUUGGCGAGUUGAGCCCAGUGAUGGGGAAGUGCCACCAGAGAGCCAGCUGGAGCUCAGGGUAGUGGCACACCUGAAGGACACGCUUGUCUAUGAGGACAGGCUGGAAGUAUCUGUCCAGCACAGUCAAACACACACUGUCCCUCUCUCUGCCACAGGCACUGGCACCACAAUCCUCAGUGACAGGCCUUUUGCUCCCAGCCUUGAGCUAGGCACAUACCUCUGCAAUGGGUCAUGCCAGUACCACUUCAAGCUGACCAACCAUGGACAGCGAACACACAGGCUGUACUGGCGGACUGAUGGCUUUCUGCUCUCCUCACAAACCCGCAAGGAGGGAAGCUUAUCUGGCCGAACUGUCCUGCCCCCAAUCUCUGCUCCUAGGAUGAAUGACAUUCUUGGCCAUAGAUCUGUGCACUCCUCACGCAGAGAGAAGCCGGUUUUCAGCCUCAGCCCUUCUCGUUUGGAGCUUUUCCCAGGCUGCUCUGUUGACAUGGUGCUGACGGGAUCUUCUGACUCCCCCAGGGUUGUACGGGAGCGUCUCAUGUGCCAUGCCAUUGUGGGUCACCAGAGCUCUUAUGAGCACAUUAUGUCUGUAGAUGUUACCUGUCACUUUGUGGCUACUACACUGUGCAUUUCCUCCAAGCAGCUGAACUUCUAUAUAAAGAAGGUCCCAGGAAAGAGUUUAAUGCCCCUAUAUGAGAAGCUGAUCUUGAAGAAUGUGUCAUCUCUGUCUCUGUCCAUUGAGCUGUCUCUUGUAGAGCCAUUCUCCCUGUGUGAGGCUCCAGGAGCCCGUAGCUCAGCUACCACUAAGUCUAUGGUUUUAGGUGACGGGAGGCAGGCUGAGUUGUGGGUGUGCUUUAAUCCAGCCUACUGUCUGGAUCGGGUGUCGCGAGUCGUGGAUGAGUUCCUUAAAGUCCACUACCAGGGACAUCCACAGCAAGACAUGGUGAAGCUACACGCUGAGGUCCACUUCCCCAACCUGCACUUCUCCUCCACCAUAGUGGAUUUUGGCUGUGUGCUCAACUACACAGAGACUCAUAGACAAAUCUGGAUCACCAAUUGCUCCCCACUCCCUGUGUCCUACCGCUGGGCUUUCCUAGAUGACCAGAAGCACAACACCAUCAGAGAGAAAGAGAUGCUGGAGGCAGAGCAGGAGCAAAGAAAUCCUGAAAAUGAGAUCGAAGAAGGGUGGAGUUCCUCUAGAUCAGCUUCUGCUGCCUUUUCAGUUCCACCUGGUGCAGAUGAGAAGCGCAGCACACAGAGCACUGUCCAUGUGUUUGAUAUCUUGCCUAAUUAUGGUCAUCUGCAACCUGGGGACAGGCAGCUAGUAACACUCUGUUUCUACGGCCACGAAAAUGUCAGCAGAGAAGUGGUGGCACAGUGCAUAGUAGAGGAGGGCCCUACAUACAAAAUCGAACUCAGAGGAGAAUCAUCUGUAAUCAGCUACAGCCUUGACUCAACCCAUGUGGAAUUUGGUGCGCAGCUAUUUGAUCAUGAAGGGGAGGCUGAGGUGACCCUUAGGAAUACUGGCAAGUUGGGCUUUGAAUUUAGGAUCAUAGACCCUGAAAGAGAGGAUGAGGCAGAUGAGGAGGCAGGGGGACAGAGGAAGGUCGUGGAAGAGGCCAAGCAGCCAGAUGCAGAGCAGCAAAAAGACUUUGAGCAAAAUGAGAAAGGACAGGAGGUCAGACCGGGCCGGCCCAUGGUCAUCCCCACCACAGGUUACGUUGACGCUGGUGCUGUGCAAUGUCUGCGUGUGCUCUACCUCCCGGGCGUUCCUGAGGUGUUUGAGAAGCGGCUGCAGCUGCAGGUGGCCUUCCUGCCACCGCAGGACAUCACAAUGACUGGAGAGGGAAUAUUCCCAAGGAUCAGCCUGAACUUGCCACAAAACCUGUCAGAGGAGUGCUACAGUGAUGUGGUGCAGCAGGCCAGAACAGCUGUGAAGGCAGAUAGAGUCAAAGUGGAGCUUAUGAAUGGAAUUACCACUGGUGGAGGAGCAACAGCAGAGGCCGACUGCACACUCACCUAUGAAGAGCUGCUUCACAUGGAGAUCGAGAGAAUGUUGGUCAAAGACAAUGCUCUCGCUGUGGCCGACAGUCUGUUGGAGCUCGGAGACUCGCAAGGUUCCUCGGGAAAGUGGCACAAACUUAGCAAGUUCCUGCUCCCAGAGUAUGUUUUGGAUUUUGGUUGUGUCAUUCCAGGCAAAGUCAUCUGUCACACUGUAAAUGUCACCAAUACUGGGUCGGUGGCUGUAUCCUUCCAUGCCAAUCUCAAACCUCUAGCUGGCACAGGUUUCAGUGCAGAAAUUAAAAGGGUGAAAAACCUACCCUGCGGUGGAACACAGGCCUUCACAGUUAAAUUUGAUCCCCAAGGAGUCAACCUUAAGAUGGGAGAUAUAAGUGUUAUCAUGCCAAUACAGGUCAUGUGUGGUCCAGUGGUCCAGGUGCGGCUGUGUGCACUGGUGACUGUGCCAGCCAUCAGUGUUUCCACAGAUGCACUGCAGUUUGACACUGUGCGGUGUGGCAUGUGUCAGAUGAAGACAAUACAGCUGUUUAAUCACGAGUCUGUCCCCUGCUACUGGAGCAUAGCUGAGGAGGUGAAGCCUUUCAAAAAGGUAGAUAAGUUCCUGCCUCUCUACCAGCGUAAGAAGGUCUUGCAGGAGCUGCGACCGCCUCCAGCGGUGUUUGAGAUGGUUCCCAGCUCUGGCAUGCUGUCCCCCGGUGAACGAGUCAAUGUCCAGAUAAAGUUCAGCCCUGCUGAGGGGCAUGUUUACAGCAGGCAGCUAGUGGUCCAUGUGGCUGAGAGCACCCAGCAGGUGUUCCUUACAGCCGAGGGGCAGGGUGAGGAGCCACAACUUGAGUUCUGCCCAUCUGUGCUGGAGCUGGGGCCUUGCCUGCCUGUCAGCACGGAGGCUGAAGCUGAGCUCACCGUCAAAAACCCCUGCUCUUUCCCCAUUGAGUUCUACUGCCUGGAGUUGGACACACAGUAUCUCGAGGAAGAAAAGAUCCUGUGUCUGAUGCAAGGUUAUGAUGAGAACAACAAAUUACUGCUGCCCCCCAGGGCUCCUGGAGAAAGUCUUCCCAAAGAACUGCUUGACUACUACAAGGAGUACUGCUCGCAGCUGAAGGAUGACGAUGAGCUGAACGCAGGCUUGGAUGAAAAAGAAGCUGGGAUGGAUGACACACACGAGGAAGAAAAGAGGUCAAGACAAAACAAUGCCCAUCUACCAGACAACAAAGAGGAAGAAGCGCAUACUAUAACCGUGAAACCAGUUGAAUUACUCAUUUCAGAGAUGACCAAAGAGGGAAGCAGUGUGAGACUGGGGCAGCUAGAGAUGACCCCUGUCUCCAGAGCAAUUGCUCGCCACAUGUGUGUUGACCUGUCACCUGAAGGUCUGGCUGCACGCAAUCGCAGAGGCAUUGCUAUUAUUGUAUAUGGAGCCCCACUGACAGAUAAAAACAGCACAGCGGCUGCUCUGGCGUGUCAUUACAGAGCGGCCUGUCUGAGUGUUGAUGCUGUGGUUACAGAUGCACUGAUAAAUGGUACUUCACCUGCAAGGCAACUCUAUGACUGUGCUGCUGCGCAGUAUGCUGAGAAGAAGGCUGGGGAGACUGUUGAAGAAACCACAGGACCAGGACCUGCAGCAGAUCUUGAAGCCUCAGAUCCAUCUCCAGCUUCACAUGAUACUGUGGAAGCCAGCACGAACAGCUGCAGUAGAAAUGACUCCAAAGCUCCUCAGGAGACUGAAAACACACACUUUGCCCUCUGCCUGGGAGGAGAUGUGACGACGCUCAGCAAUCUUUUGCCAGAACAGCUACUAGUCGAUAUCCUGGCGGAAAGAUUUCAGCUAAGCGAUUGUCACCGUGGCAUAGUGAUCGGUGGCCUGCAGUCUGUCUACACUCAGUCAGUGGCAAGCACGCUGCAAGUUGUUCUCAAGGCCCUGAACAACCGCAAACUCAUCUAUGUGAUCAACCUGUCUGACUCCUACACUGCCCUGAAGGCACGGGAGAGAGCACAAAGAGAAACUGAGGAGGCUCUGCAAAAAGAGAAAGCUGACAGGGAGGAGCAGUGGCUGCAGGAGCUGGAUGAGGAGGAGUAUGAUGCUCUGCCAGAGGAGGAGAAAGAGCGUGUUGUCCAGCGAUAUGGAGAAAAACUCAGACAGAAGAAACUCAGGGAGCUUGAGAGAAUAGUGAAAGAACAGGAAGAAAAGAGACAAGAGGAGGAGAUGAAGAGGCUGAGAGAAGAAGAGUUGAAGAAGAAGAGCAAAAAGGGUGGAAAGAAGGACACCAAAGAAGUGUCGAGGAAGAAGAGCUUGCUGGAGGAAAAGCAGUCAACAGAUGCAUUGAACGGGCAGAGGGUGUCUUCCGGGAACAACUCUAAAGAGUCGCUCGUGGACACAAAAGAGCAACAUAAUUUAAAUGAAGUGCAUCAUAGCAAACAGGCUGAUGAUUUACAAAAGCAGACAGAAGAAACCAAAGCAUUAAAUGCAGAGUCUCCUCAACCCACAGACCAGCUGGAGAGAGAAAAGAGUACAGAAGCUGCAGAGAUGAAGAGGCUAAGAAAAGAAAAAGAGUUGAAGAAAAUUAAAAAUGGGGGAGAGAGAGAUAAUAAAGAAGAAUCAGGGAAAAAGGGCCUGUCUGAUCGAAAGGAGUCAACAGUUGCGCUGGAUGGUCGUCAGUUGUCUCUCUGCAACACCUCUAAAGAGUCACAACUGGACACAAGACAGCAACAUCAUUUAAAUGAAGCUGCCAGCAGAUUGCAUCAAAGCAAAGAAGCUGAUCAUUCACGUGAGGUGACAGACGAAGCCAAGGGAUUACAGGCACAGUAUCCUCAACCUGCAGGCAAGAUGGAGGGAGAAGUGUCAAGUGUGGAUGAGCUGCAGUCUCAGUUCAGUGCAUAUGAGCACAGCCAGGAGCAGGUGGAGCACAUCUUGCAGCACUGGGACCGAGUCCAUGGCUUGUUGCUUGUCCCAUUCCCCAGUGAAGAGGCCCCACUGGUGUCAGAGGAUGCCACAACAGAGAAGCAGUGCAUCACCAAGAGCAGCAAGAAAGCCAUUAGCAAGGCCAUGUCUCCCAUGCCCAGUCAGAUGGCAGCACCAGCUGAUGCAAGUAUGGCAGGAGACAAAGUGUCCCCACAGGACAUCAUCCCUCACAUUGUGCUGAAUGUAACAGGGAAAGAUUAUCCAAGCACUACAGAGCUGCUGAAAGGCAGCGCUCUGCCUCCACUGGACGAGGUGUUAGAUGAUUUGGGCUUGGGACCCAAUGGCCCACCCAUCCCUCCUCCCACCACCUUCUCCAUGGUUCCUUUCCCCAAGAACAGGCAGCAAUCUAACCUCACCUGUGACUGUUUCACCUUCCUGCUUCCCUUGAGGCUAGACCAACAGGGUGCGGAGAGAAAAGAUCAAGAGGAAGAUGUACAAGCAUCAGUUGUAAAGGAAGAGGCAGCAGCAACACCUUCCAAAAGUCGCAGAAAGGACCAGGAUAAAAAGGGUAGAGAGAGUCAGAGGAGCAGGAGACGAACACUGUUACGGGACUCCUCCACAUCUGACUGCACCGAACCAACACAGCAAGACCAGCACCAAGGAACUUUAGAGCUGAAACGCAACCAGAGCCUGACAACAUUUCGCUGGGUUGUACCAGCCAACGGUGAGGUGGUUCUGAAGAUCUGGUUCUACUCAGACUCCCCAGGGAAGUUUGAACAGACCUUCAACUUUGAGCUGCUGGGGACGCAGAGACACUACCAGCUCAUCUGCAGAGGAAUUUGCACCUACCCCUCCAUCUGCAAAGACUACAAGACUCUUUUUGCCCUCAGUAAGAAAGUACCUAAAGUGGAAGAAGGGAUCCAGAAGACUUACGUGAUCAAAUCUGGAUACUUUGAGUUUGGACCGUUACUCUGUGGCAAGACCAGAGACAGAUACAAGGAAAACAGAUACCCAGAGAACACAGAGAGGCUGGUGAUUCAUAACAAUUCAGGUCUGGAGGCUGAGGUCGAGUUCCGUUUCCAGCACGAUACCCAAGCCACCACAUAUCUGCUGGACCCCCCGGCCAUGACUCUCAAACCUGACCAGAAACAGGAGUUGACAGUAUGGGCCUACCCAACAAAACUGGGACAAAUGAAGGACAGUGUUGUUUGCCAUAUCAAGGAUAAUCCAGAGCUUGUCAUCAUCAACCUCUCCUGCUGGGGAGUUUGGCCAGAGCUUGAGCUGGAAAGCAAGCAUUUGCACUUUGACAGGAUUUUGCUGCACAGGCGGGACAGCCGUAGUGUGACGCUGCAUAAUAAGACAGCACUGCCAGUAUCUUGGAGACUGCAGGGUGUGGAGGAGCUGGGUGAUGAGUUUAGUGUGCCACAGGAUCAGGGCAUCAUCUCGCCUAACUCCUCUUUCCCCUUGAGCUUGCACUUCAGGGCGAGGAAACCACUCCACAUUAAGAAGAUCUUACGUCUGGAGGUAUCCGAUGUGGAGAAGAUUUUAGGCAUCGUACACACCGAAAACAUAAAGGUCACUGUUGAAGCCUAUGAUAUAGCUCUGGAAAUCUUACCAGAUGGCUCUCUGGACUUUGGAACCAUCAAAGUCUUUGAAGAGACCAAACUAUCUCUCAGGAUGAAAAACCAAGGAAAAUAUGAAAUAGCCUACAAGUUUACAUUUCAGCAGACCGAGCCAAACCAGCCGAACCUAAGCUCCAUUUUCACGGUGUCCCCCAAGAGUGGCAGUCUAAUGCCCCAUGAGAAGCCCACAACAGUGCAGAUCUUCUGCAAACCCCAUACGGAAGUCUUCAUCAGAGAGCAACCUGUUCUGUCUUGCCAGGUGAUUGAACCCAACAUUGGGAAUGGAGGAGACAUUGCUACCUUAGCCAUCAAGGUUUCAGUGAAGUCUGUCUUCUCCAGGUACAAGAUCACACCUGCAUGUGACAUCAACUUCGGUCCACUGGUCUAUGGCUGCAAGAAAAGCCAGAGCUUCACUAUUGAGAACAAUGGAGUCUUUGAGACCCAUUUCACCAUCUGCCGCAUGAUCACGGACCCUGCUCCACCAGGGAGGCCAGGGGGUCCAGGUAAGAAGGUGCGUCAAGAGAGCCAUUCAGGGAGGGCCACUGAUGAUAGCAAAGCGAGACGUGAGUCCUUCCAGAAAGACACUAGAAUCACACAGAAUCGCCUCACCAUGGGGGUGUUCUCAGUUUCUCCCUGUACAGGGAGCCUGCAGCCAGGAUCUCAGCAGGUGGUGACAGUGAACUGUGCAGCUGAACAGCUGGGCAGCUGGAAACAGGGUCUGCUCAUCGACAUCACCGACCGUGACCCCUCAGACCAGCCUGAUGGCAUACCGUACAGUCUGCUGGCUGAAGUCUGCAAGCCAGGCAUUGCAUUAGAUGUGACCUCCAUCUUCGAGGAACACCAUCUGUGCCAGAACAGCAGUCAGCUCCUCUCCGAACAGUUUUGCAAUGCUGAAAGCGUUUACGUCUGUGACGAGAACAAGUUUAUUUUCAACAAAGUCCUGGUCGGGCAAACUGCUCAGGCCCGAUUCAAACUCACCAACAACAGCAAGGUGCCCUGUGUGCUCAACCUGGCCAUCAAACAUGUUGGCGCUAAGACGUCCCGCAACAUGGAGGUUUUUGAUUUGUCUGUUACAACACUGAGCAUUCCCAGCCAGUCACACACGUUCGCUGUGGUCACCUUCACACCCCAGUCAAUGCAGCUCUACAGUGCUGUGUUUGAGGCCACAAUAGAGGGGACUAGCAGAUCGAGAAUGACACCCACAUAUAAGAGCAAGGAGCUGGAGUUCAGCUUAAUGGGAGAGGGCAAUCUGCCCAGUGUGUGUGUGGUGUGUCCAGCUCUGAGAAACAAUGGAGGAAGUUCAAUGCUGCGGUUCAGACGGAUGUUGGUAGGGCGCAGACAUACCCUGCCCCUGGUGCUGCUAAAUGAUGGAAAUGUUCCAGCUCAGGUCCAGAUUGACAUGCUGGAUAAACAUGGAGUGUUCACCCUCAAAGCUGCUCCUGGCAACACUUGCAGCUCCAUCCACUCCACAAAGCUUGAGGGCACCACUGAUUCAGAGCAUCAGUUGGUGCACAGAGCCAUCCUGAGCCUGAACGUUAACAAGAAGGUGGAAUUUGAGGUCAGCUUCUGCUCUGACAAGCCCCUGAGUGUCGAGGCCAAGAUGUCACUGCAGGUGGAGGACAACCAGUACUGCAAUACCAUAAUACGAGUGACUGGAGAGGCUUAUCAGGAAAUCGUCUCUCUUGAAAACAUCAGCAGGUCAUUGCAGGACAUAGAUCAGGAAGAUGAUGAGGGAGGCAAUUAUGAGGUGCUGAAUUUUGGUGACUGCCAUGUAGAUCGUCCCUACCAAGAGCAAUUCACCAUGACCAACCACAGCAGCAGCCAGGUGGUGAGGUUUGAGUGGCCUCCUGCCGGGCCCCAUGUCUGCUUUUCACCGCAGGUGGGACACCUUCAUGCUGGUUGCUCUAAGGUAGUGACUGUCACCUUUUGCUCCAAUCAGCCAGUGACUCUGACCAGCCAGCCAAUGGGAUGCAAGGUUUGUGAGGUGGCAUUCCAGCAGCCACUAGAGCAGGUGGCUGACUGGGACGACCAACAGAGGACUGUGCAGUGGUUAAGUUCUUCCAAUCAGGCUUCCCCACAGCAGCAUGUGAAGAAUACGGUGAUGAAGACAGAUCCUGAGCCCUGCUGCUCUGUGGUAGAGGGCUCCCAGUGGGAGUUGGAAUUGAGUGUCAGCGCAGUUUGUGACUAUGUGAAGUUCAGCUGCAAUACCGACACCAUCCACUUCAAAGACACCAUGCUUUACCAAACCAGUCACCACCAAUGGCAGAUUGUGAAUCAUGGCACUGUCAAACUGCAGUUCUCCUUACAAGUCCUCAUGGAUCCAAGCAACAACACUGUCAAUGACCAAAAAGAUGAGACCCUUGCCUCUCAACCAGACAGCAGGUCAGCAGGAGUGUUAACUGAAGCCCGUCCUGCUAGCGCUCUGAUGUCUCUUCUGAAGAAUCCUGAGCUUCCUCCCAUCAGUGUUGAGCCCAACAUAGGGACUAUAGAGCCUGGUGCAGUACAGAAUUUUAGCAUUCGAUUUUCGCCCCAGGAGGUGGGCCAGUUUCAGGGCAAGCUGUUUUGCAGCAUUCCCAACUUGCAGGAUGGGAAUCAGGCUCCCUGUAUCUCAGUGUGUGGCCGCAGCUUGUUGCCCCACUGUCACUUUGACUUGGAGCACUCAGACUAUAUCAGUGGGAUCCGCUGCAACCCUGAAUUUAGGGGCUCUGUGGACCCUAACACCAGGGUCAUAGAGUUCAACGCUGUUGGCAUGUCUGUGCCGUCAACAAGAUGUUUUAGUGUGAUGAACCCAACCAGUGAACCCUACUCAUUCAAGUGGAGGUGUGAAGAUGCAGGUGGCAGCCCGUUCAGCUGCCUCACCCCAUGUGGUACAAUCCUGCCUGGAAAGAAAGUGGAAGUGUGUUUUGAAUAUGUAGCUGAGCAGCUGGAAGUGGUGGAGUCAUUCUGGAGCUUUGUGAUUGAGACUCUGUCACUGUCUGUCCCCUUCCUGUGUGUGGGCACCAGUAGAGAACCCCUUGUCUAUCUCGACAGACCUCAUCUUGACUUUGGAGAACUGCUUGUUGGUCGCAAAGUGGAACAGAUAGUGGAUGUGGUGAAUGGAGAGGAGGAGCCCUUUCACUUCUCUGUCAUGAAGUCAUCUCUUCUCUCUAAUGACCAGCAGUCCAGCCUCAUUUUGCAGCCCAUGGCUGGCACAGUGGCACCCAAAGACAGGUUGCCAUUAUCAGUGUCCUUCUCACCUUGCUGCGAGGGCUGCGUGAGCUUCAGAUUGAUUCUGAGGGUGAAGAGGAAGUCAGAGCCACUUGCACUCACAGUUAAGGCAGAUUGUUUCACCAUGAACACUUCUGUUCAAAUCGAGGAGCCAGGCGGAGGCCUCAGAGAGAUCAGCCCUAAACACCAACACACUCUGGACUUUGGAAAGGUGGAGAUUUCAGGGCAAUCCAUCUUUAAUUUCCUGGUGUCCAAUCUGUCAAGAUUUAGCCUGGAAGUGAACUUUGACCUAACAGGAUCCAGCGAGCUGCUGCAACACUUGGAAGCAAAACCACAAAAUUCUACUAUAAAGGUUGGGAAGCAGCUGCAGUCAACCCUCUUCUUUUGUCCCCAGAGCAUUUGUAACCUUCAGGACAUCAGACUGAGUAUCAAGGUAAAACACGGGCAAACAUUUACCUUUCCCAUUAAAGGCAGGGCUGUAGCACCUAGCCUUGAAUUCUCCUUCACCAAGUACAAUUUUGGCAAGUGCUUCCUGUACUGUCCUGGCAUGGUGCCAGCCUCCCAGACUCUAGUGAUCAGCAACAAAGGCGAAAGGGACAUCAGUGUCCAGUGCCAGUUCAGGAACACCUCUUACCUAGAGAUGGACUUCCAACCAGAUAUUUUGUCCCCCGGUACUAUGAUGGAGGUACCAGUCAACUUCUAUCCUCGUGAGGCGUGUCGUUACCAUGAAAAACUCACCUUCAUCUUAAACAGCUGUGUCAGGAAACAUGUGGACAUACUGGGGCAUGGCAUUGAGAUGAAGCUGGGGGUGGAGGAUCCCAGGCAGAAGAAAGUGAAACUGGGAUCUCUGCUGUUGGGUCAGAAGGUGAAGAAACAAGUGGUUCUGGUCAACCGCAGCACUUUAGACCUUUCCUUUACCCUGCAGCUCAACACAAACAUAGCGCUGGACCCAAAGGAUCUGUCAUUCAGUCCAGCAGGUGAGCUGAGCCUCAAAGCUGGCGGUGGUUCAUGUACUGUUGACAUCCAGUUCUCACCUUGUCAGCACAUCCCUCCUUUCAGUGCUGAGCUGCAGGCAGAUUUAGCAGGCCUGUUACACCCCCUGCUGUCCAUCCAUGGCUGCUGCCAGGGUGUGGAGGUCCAGCUGGACCAGGACCACCUAGCCUUUGGAGCUGUAGUCCAGCGCUGCCAGGCCAGGAGGACGAUUGUCUUGAUGAACACUGGGGACACUGGUGCCAGGUUCCAGUGGAAAACCAAGACUUUUCCUCCAGAGUUGUCCAUCAAACCAGCUAAAGGCUACAUCUGUCCACGAAUGGAGGUUCCUUUUGAAGUGACUUUUGCUCCUGUGGAACUGAGUAAUGACACAAGAUACGAGAACCUGUCUUGCUUCGUGGAGGGCUUCCCCUCACCUGUUACCCUCACAGUGACAGGCUCCUGCAUUGUAGCCUCCACGGGCACAGAGGUGGUGAAUUUUGUUUGCCCAGUACGUGGCUCCCACAUCCAGACAUUGCACGUGUUCAAUCCCACAAACCAGCACUGCAGCAUCAGACCUGUUCUCGAGGGCGAGCAGUGGAGCGCUGCACCCUCCUUGACAUUUGAACCCCUCCAAAACAAGAUGUAUGAGAUCACCUAUCGGCCACUGACCAUGACUGCUGACGGAAAGAAUCAUCUGGGAUCAGUCUUUUUCUCCUUCCCUGAUGGGACAGGCAUGCUGUACUCCCUGCAGGGAACUGCUGAGCCUCCCAAGGCAGAGGACACCAUUGUGCACAAACUGCCUGCCAAGACUCACCACACACAGUUGCUCCCUGUGCACAACUGGCUCUCCAAGCAACAGAGGUUCCGUGUGCUGAUAGAGAUGCUGAAACCUGACAAGCCAGAUGCUACGGUGUCCCUCAAGGGUUUCGAAUAUAUUGAUGUCCCUGCCUUAGCUAAAAGAGACUACAAGAUGUCUUUCUUUGCAUACAGAGAGGGGCAGUACAGCACCAAGGUGACCUUUCGUAAUGUGGUGUCUGGUGAGUACUUGUUCUACCUCGUUACCUUCGAGGCUACAUCUCCAGACGUCCUGUCCACCAUACAGCUGGUGACUGCUGUUCGUCAGACGGCCUCAGCCACCCUACAGGUGGAGAACCCGCUGACCACAGCUACCUGCCUCAACACUGAGUGUAAAUGCCCUGACAUCAGUGCUCCACCUCAGCACACUGUGCCAGGACAGUCCAAGGGUUCUCUGAGCUUUGAGUACCAGCCCCUGCAUGUAGGCGAGUCUACAGCCCGGCUGACUCUGUGCAGUAAUGAUCUGGGCUUUUUCCACUACGAUCUGCUUCUCAGAGCUCUGCCCCCACCACCAGAGAAAACUGUCCACUUCAACACUUCUCUGGGCAGCAGCCAUUCCCUUCUUGUUCAGUUCAUCAACUAUUCCCGCAUCAAAACUGAGUACUCAUGCAAGACUGAUUGCCCAGACUUCACAGUCGACAAGAGUGUCGUUGUUUCUCCUGGUUUCCAGGCGGGCUCAGAGGCCAGCGUGGAGGUUUCCUUUGAACCUCAUCGGCUGGGGGAAGUUAGGGGUCAGCUCAACCUGUCCUCAGGAAGUGGUGGCGAAUACAUCUUUCCCUUACAGGGGAUCUGCCUCCCUCCCAAAGCCCAGGGCCCAUUUAGCAUCAGGGCUGGUCGCAAUGUCACUAUCCCCUUCAAGAACAUAUUCCUGCAGACCACCGCUUUCUCUUAUCAGGUGGACAAACCCUGUUUUACUGUCAAAGGGGUGGACACCAUCCUCUCCAAAAGGACUCAGAACAUCCUGAUAUCCUUCGAGGCCCCUCCAGGAGGCUCUCCGGGGCCGUGGUUCGGCAAGCUGACAAUCUCCAACCAGGGCUCUGAGGGCCACAGCAAACCUUGUUUUUGGGUUUAUUACCUGAAGGGGUACCGGCCUGGGUCCUCUUAG